AAAAGCACAUAACGGCAACACAGCACACAGCUUCUCCUUCAUUAUCAUUAUUAUCGUCUCCCUCUUGUCUACCCCUAUAAUUCUUAUUUAUUUUUCCUAAAAUUGAAAAAAGCAAACCCACCAGUCCUUCAUAAAUACAUAAAUAUAAUACACUCACAAAAAAAUUUUUAAAAAAAAUCCGCCAACAAAAAGAAAAAUGAAAAGAGAAUACUUAAAACCAAAUACUACAACUUCAUACCCAAACAUGUUCCCCAAAUUCUCUCCCGGUCGUCACCCUUUCUCUCCUCACUUCCCCCUCCGCGAUGCCGACCACGAUGAUGCCUCCUCCUCUGGGGCCGCGGCCGCCGCCGUUGCUCUGCAGGAUAGGCCGAGCACUGGAGACGGUGCCAGCAUAGAGGUGGCACGCCGGCCCAGGGGCAGGCCUCCGGGGUCGAAGAACAAGCCGAAGCCACCCGUUGUGAUCACACGGGACGCACCGGUGGAGCCUGCCAUGAGCCCAUACGUCCUGGAAGUUCCUGGCGGUACUGAUGUCAUCGAUGCCAUCUCUCGGUUCUGUCGCCGCAAGGGCAUCGGUCUCUGCAUCCUCACAGGCUCAGGUACAGUAGCCGAUUUCACAAUCCGCCAACCCACAUCGACGCCGGGAGCCACAGUGACCUUUCACGGAAGGUUCGAGAUCCUCUCAAUAUCCGCCACUUUCCUUCCCAAUGCGAUGCCGUUUCAGGUCCCCAACGCGUUCAAGAUCUCCCUAGCGGGCCCUCAGGGGCAGGUCUUUGGUGGGGCCGUGGUGGGGCCUCUCAUUGCCGCUGGGCCCGUAUUCUUGAUUGCCGCGACUUUCAAUAGCCCAGCCUACCACCGCUUACCAGUGGCGGACGACGAUGGGAACAGCUCAGUCUCAGGAAGCGGUAGCCGGGCAGAGGGGCAGUCGCCGCCCGUUUCUGGCAGCGGAGACCAUGGUGGAGCGCCGCAGACAGCGGCUGAAUCUUGUGGGAUAUCAAUGUACAGCUGUCAUUUGGGGUCGGAUGUCAUGUGGGCCCCAACUGCAAGGCCCGGCCAGCCUCCUCCCGAUUAAUAAUUCUUCUCCGAGGGUUUACUUUGGAUUCAAUUUGUUGAAUGGCUCAUGGCUGGUUUCUUUAGGUCAGACCGACAUAAAUUUUUUCACUGAGCUCACGAGGUGUUUGUAUUAGAGUUCGUUUUCCCUUUGGUCAUUUGGACUGCGAAGUUUGACUCUGAUUCUUUCAAGUUUCAUUUCUUUAAAGAAACAAACAGCUGUCUUUAGGUUUCAGACCAAACCGGGGUGUCUCUGCAGUGUGCAGACAUAUGUUAAUAUACAGAUUUUGCAAGACUGGACCAACAUUAGACAU
Punica granatum (pomegranate) is the source of this 1361-nucleotide messenger RNA. Lineage: Eukaryota; Viridiplantae; Streptophyta; Magnoliopsida; Myrtales; Lythraceae. The record is from RefSeq and is a predicted model, not a curated record.